Molecule: messenger RNA, 8241 nt
Organism: Nilaparvata lugens (brown planthopper)
Lineage: Eukaryota; Metazoa; Arthropoda; Insecta; Hemiptera; Delphacidae
Gene: slo
Product: calcium-activated potassium channel slowpoke
Exons: 31
Coding region: 179-3835 (1218 amino acids)
Biological process (GO): transmembrane transport; potassium ion transport
Cellular component (GO): postsynaptic membrane
Molecular function (GO): large conductance calcium-activated potassium channel activity
Source: RefSeq, a predicted model, not a curated record
UAAUUUGUUGGGUCGUCUGCUAGGCUACUGCUGCAGAACAAAAACGUUUGAACUUAGACCGUAGUGAGAUAGUGCUGGGGCUGAAGCUAAUGGGAAACUUUGAAAUAGAUAUUUCUUUUUGCGAAUGCUAUUACAUUAACUCUUGAUGUUACUCUGAAGAGAUAAUAUCUCUUCUGUGAUGUCGGAAUGUUGCGAAAUAUGUGAACCAACACCAACACCACCUCUAAAUGCGGAUUGUCUACAGGAACGAAAGUGGUGGUGCUUUUUGUUAUCUAGUAUAUUUACUUUUUUGGCUGGACUUCUCAUUGUUCUCCUUUGGAGAGCAUUUUCUUUCCUCUGUUGUCGGAAAGAACCUGAAUUUUCUCCAAAUGAUCCGAAACAAAAAGAACAGAAAGCUGCCAGGCAGGGCAAGCAAGAGUUUGAGGGUACUUUUAUGACAGAGGCAAAAGAUUGGGCAGGUGAAUUGAUAUCUGGCCAAACAACAACAGGAAGAAUUUUGGUAGUGUUAGUAUUUAUAUUAAGUAUAGCAUCACUCAUCAUCUACUUCAUUGACGCUUCCAGCAGUGAGGAAGUAGAACGGUGCCAGAAGUGGAGUAACAAUGUGACUCAGCAAAUAGACUUAGCCUUCAAUGUAUUUUUUAUGGUCUACUUUUUUAUACGAUUUAUAGCUGCAAGUGAUAAAUUAUGGUUCAUGUUAGAAAUGUAUUCGUUUGUGGACUACUUCACGAUACCACCGUCAUUUGUCUCCAUAUAUCUCGACCGGACGUGGAUCGGUCUGAGAUUUCUGAGAGCUUUGCGACUGAUGACAGUGCCAGAUAUUUUGCAGUACCUCAAUAUCCUAAAAACUUCCAGCUCAAUCCGCCUUGCUCAGCUUGUGUCUAUCUUCAUUUCAGUUUGGUUGACUGCAGCUGGCAUCAUCCAUUUAUUGGAAAACUCAGGCGACCCGAUGGAGUUUUCCAAUCCGCAGCAGUUAUCUUAUUGGACUUGUGUUUACUUCUUAAUUGUGACCAUGUCGACAGUCGGCUAUGGUGACGUUUACUGUCAAACUGUGCUCGGCCGGACAUUCCUUGUUUUCUUUCUUCUCGUCGGAUUGGCGAUAUUCGCAAGUUGCAUUCCUGAAAUCAUAGACCUGAUUGGGACUAGGCCCAAGUAUGGAGGCACUCUGAAGAAUGAACGAGGACGAAGGCACAUCGUAGUUUGCGGUCAUAUAACAUACGAAUCAGUUUCACAUUUUCUAAAAGAUUUUUUACAUGAAGAUCGAGAGGAUGUAGAUGUUGAAGUUGUUUUUCUACAUAGGAAGCCCCCCGACCUUGAGCUGGAAGGACUCUUCAAAAGACAUUUUACAACAGUUGAAUUCUUUCAAGGCUCCAUUAUGAAUCCUAUUGACCUUCAACGGGUAAAGGUUCACGAAGCAGAUGCCUGUUUGGUCCUUGCCAACAAGUAUUGUCAAGAUCCAGAUGCUGAAGAUGCAGCAAAUAUAAUGAGAGUAAUUUCGAUAAAAAACUAUUCGGACGAUAUUAGAGUUAUAAUUCAAUUAAUGCAGUACCAUAAUAAGGCUUAUUUAUUAAACAUUCCAUCUUGGGACUGGAAACAAGGAGAUGAUGUGAUAUGUCUAGCUGAAUUAAAAUUAGGUUUUAUAGCACAAAGUUGUCUAGCGCCUGGAUUCUCCACUAUGAUGGCCAACCUGUUUGCGAUGAGAUCUUUCAAAACGAAUGCGAGAUGCGCGCUAGCGGUGGAUUUACAGGCGUGGCAGAACGAUUACCUCCGUGGUACUGGAAUGGAGAUGUACACUGAGUCACUCAGUCCAACAUUUAUUGGCAUGCCAUUUGCACAAGCCACCGAGCUGUGCUUCACGAAGUUGAAGCUGCUACUUCUGGCGAUUGAAAUCAAAGGAGAGGAUGGAAGUGACAGCAAGAUCUCAAUCAAUCCUCGGGGUGCCAAGAUCUCCGCCAACACGCAAGGCUUUUUCAUUGCUCAGUCGGCUGAUGAGGUCAAAAGAGCGUGGUUCUACUGUAAAGCAUGCCAUGAAGACAUCAAGGAUGAAACGCUCAUCAAGAAAUGCAAAUGCAAAAACUUACUCGAAGUAAGGAAGAAAGAUGUUGGAAUGUUGAUGGUGCAGCAGGGAAUGGUGAAGGCGGGUGACUGUAGCGGAAAUUAUAUUGAUGUGGCGACAUUCAGGAAGGGAGUCCGAGCUGUGCAGAUGGUUGGACGGGCAAGGCGUUUAUGUAUGUUCUCUGCCUCAACUAAUUCUCUAGAUGAUUCGUAUUAUGAUCAUCAUCCCCCUCCCACGUUCACUCCGCCGGAACUUCCCAAGAAAGUACACCUUCGAGGUGAGGCGGGCCGUGAUAGGGAAGACUCAACAGUUGUGGGGAACCGAAACAUCAGGAAUAACACACCUCCCAAUGCAUUGAUGAACUCCACCAAGCAAGUCAACAAGGUCAAACCGACUGUGAACAGAGCUCAAAACGAAUUAACCUCCCCAAAUCAGUACAACAGGACACAGGAGGAUGCCUCAUAUGCCGGUUACCAUCUUGCCUAUGAAGUUAAAAAACUCAUGCCAACACAGCGAGGUACUCCUGGAAACAACGUGAACAACAACGGAGGUCUGACCGUUGGAAUAGCCGAUGAUCAAGCCAAGGAUUUUGACUUUGAAAAGACUGAAAUGAAAUACGACUCGACCGGCAUGUUCCAUUGGAGUCCCGCCAAAAACCUAGAAGACUGCAUACUGGACCGAAACCAGGCGGCGAUGACAGUGCUGAACGGUCACGUGGUGGUGUGCCUGUUCGCCGAUCCCGACUCGCCGCUGAUUGGCCUGCGCAACCUGGUGAUGCCCCUGCGCGCCAGCAACUUCCACUACCACGAGCUCAAGCAUGUUGUCAUUGUCGGCGCAGUCGACUACAUCCGCCGCGAGUGGAAGAUGCUCCAGAAUCUGCCCAAAAUAUCUGUGCUCAAUGGCUCUCCACUGAGCAGAGCUGACCUUCGUGCAGUGAACGUGAACCUGUGUGACAUGUGCGUCAUCCUGUCGGCCAAAGUGCCCAGCAAUGACGACCCCACCCUGGCCGACAAGGAGGCCAUCCUCGCCUCGCUCAACAUCAAAGCCAUGACAUUCGAUGACACUAUCGGUGUACUUAGUCAAGAUGAAUCUGGCGUCGUCCAAGCUCAGAGAGAGAACGAGAAUCUGACUCCUGUCGGAGGUCCAAUUGUGCUACAAAGGAGAGGGUCGGUCUAUGGUGCUAAUGUUCCUAUGAUCACUGAACUGGUUAAUGACAGCAACGUGCAGUUCCUGGACCAGGAUGACGACGAUGACCCGGACACCGAGCUCUACCUCACUCAGCCCUUCGCCUGCGGAACUGCAUUUGCUGUCAGUGUGCUCGACUCUCUCAUGUCCACUACAUACUUCAAUCAGAAUGCGUUAACGUUAAUUAGAUCAUUAAUUACUGGCGGUGCUACUCCUGAGCUGGAACUGAUCCUUGCAGAGGGCGCAGGUCUACGAGGAGGCUACAGUACAUCGGACAGUUUAUCGAACAGAGAUCGUUGCAGAGUUGGUCAGAUAUCGCUCUAUGAUGGUCCACUUGCUCAAUUCGGAGAAGCAGGAAAGUAUGGUGAUCUCUUCGUGUCAGCAUUAAAAUCAUACGGAAUGCUCUGCAUAGGAUUAUACAGGUUUCGUGAUACGAGUUCGUCAUGUGAUGCCUCUUCUAAGCGAUACGUCAUCACAAACCCACCUGAUGAUUUCUCAUUGUUGCCUACCGAUCAGGUAUUCGUUUUGAUGCAAUUCGAUCCUGGUCUGGAGUACAAGCCGAACCGCACCAACCGAGGCAAAGAAGAGAACUCCUGACUAUUGCUGUGUAGUGCCCUCACCGACGGACCGUAUUCCUACAUCUAAAUCGCAGCCAGGCAGGUGGCCAAGCAACAUCCAACAGCCACCAGCCACCGAUCGCUCAACUUUAUUCCCUUUCACUUACGUUCCAUUAUCUCUCCAUUGUUUAGUUUUCUUGUAAGCUGGAACUAUCAUUACUGCUAUUCCUUUCUCCUAUGAUUACAAGAUGGGUUUCGAGACUUCGACACUAUUUUUAAUUCCAAACUAUCAAUUGUUUCAUCUCUCUUCGUUUGAAGCUCCCAAAUCGAUGAAUGAAUAAUUUGACUCCCUACAAAAAAGAACUUGCUGAUACAUACUUUGUACUUCCUCUUAUACUACCUGAACUAUUAUCUUCUAAAAACUUCUUCAAUCACGUUUAUAAAUUUUACAAGAAAGAUAAAAGAGUAUUUUGAAUUAAAUAAUCUGAAUUAUUACCAUAGCAUAAACAAACUGGACAUUAGUGUCCCAAUUUUCCAUCUUCCAAUAAUAAAAUUAUUCUACUAGCAAUACCAGAAAACUUUCUCGAAUUGGUAGUGUUGAUACUUUCCAUACAUUUCAUCAGUAGUGCAAUAAUAUUAUUCUCUACUUGAUAGAUUAGCAUUUUUGAUCAUAAUUUAAAUUUCAAUUCAGCUUCGAGUAUAAAAGUAGGUACUUUCUUAAUUACAUGAAGCGUAGAUAGACAUUGAAAACAGUACCGUAUGAUUAGUUUCAAAUUUGUAGCCAUAUAAUUUGAUUAUCUUGGGGAAGUGAAUUCUCAAGAGUGGAUUGGGUUCUACUUCAUGAAAUUGAGCCUUUUAUUGAUUUUGUUCAUUUGUCACUUCACCUUUGUGGUAUCACUUUCGGUUCCCCUGUGUUAUCGAUCAACAUUGAUUUAUUUCAAUUUUAGUAAUGAUUUCACCGGCGAUUGGGGGAAAAUAUCGUGUUGAUUUAAAAUAUGGUAGGGAUAGGUUUGUUAAAUUAUUGUGAGGUCACUACGAAAAACAAAGUGCAUUAAAGACUUUUUACAAAUUGAUAAAAUGAUUAAGAAUCAAACAGAAAUAGUGAGACUUAGUAUAUAAAAUUAUUCACGUUGAAAGUGAAAAGUGAGUUCAAAUACAGAUUGUUAAAAUGUAAAGAACAGUUCAAUGGACUGACUUUGUUUUCAAUGUUACUCUGUUUCGCUUUUGAAUUUUUAGGACAAAUGUUGUUGAAAGUGAAAAUUUUAGUGUGGAGACUUAUAAAAUGAUGACUCCGACUGAAGAAACAUGGAAACCUUCGUUUAUGUUAAGGCCUAAUUUUUAAAUGGUUAGCUAUUUGUGUCUAGAAUUCUAUGCCUUUGUCAACAAUCAGCCAAUCAAUCAGAAAAUGUUGAUAACUUAUCAAGUUGAUUCAUUGUAAAAAUGUUUAAUCAAAUUGCCUUUGUAGUUUAUCAUCACAAGAAAAGUUUGCUGCUUGCUUGGAGGAUUGUUUCUUUUGAAUAUAUCACAUUCAUUGUUGUCGCCUUCUAUCAUCAAAUGAAAUUGCUUUCAAAUUCAACAAACUUUUUUUAGUCAAAUUGAAAACUUGUAAACUUAUUAUGUGAAGUAUUUAUUAUUAAAAUUCAACGCACAUAUAAAUACUCUGCAUUCAAUUCUUUUGAAUUUGCAUUAAUUUUUUAUUACAUGCAUUUUUGACGAAAUUUAAAUCACUACAUACCCAUAAAUUAAUGAAUUAUUAAUGGAAUUUAUCCUUCCAUUUAGUAUUACACCAUCAAAUUCGCUUUCACCUUUAAGUAAAUGUGUUCCAUUCGAAUUCAUGAAAUUUUAAUUUUAAUAAUCAACAAUACACAAAAUUAUAACUAUCUACUUAUCAUAAAACUUGUUUAUGUGUAUGAAAAUAUUAUCAUGCAUUCAACUCGUUUAUGGUUCAUUAUUUACAUCUCAUGAAUCUCAAUAAUUGAGGCACAAAUUACCUUUGACCGUUUUUUGUGCAUCUCCUUGAUAGCAUUAUUCUAACUGAAUAGCCUAAUUUUAUUGAAAUCAGUCGUUUUACUCUCAACAAAACUACAUCAAUAUAAGUUUACCCUCCUUCACUAAAAGAUUGAUACUUUGCAUUCAAAUUGUUUGAAUUUGCAUUUCAUACAUUUGACGAAAUUAAAAUCACUACAUACCAUCAGUAUGUAUCAUGUGUUCAUUUUCCCGUACCACAAAAAUUUCCUAAAAUAUAAAAUCUCUGAAAUGCAUUUGCAUGAGUAUAAUUGAGUUCACACAGUGUUUAUACCAUAUUGUUGUUUGCAAUCAUCGUUCAUCGGCAAAUUUAGCAUUUCAAGUGUAUAUUAUUGUAAUAAUUGAAAAUGAUAUGUUUGUGCACGCCAAGCAAAGGAUGCGAUUUGUAAAUUGAAUGUUCAUUGAUUAUUUAUCUUACGCGCAGCUGUUGGACAAAAUCGAGCUUCAUAGUCGUUAUUCUGCAGUUGUUUGUAUAAUAUAAUAAGUGAGUAGAUAAAAAGAUUUCUUACAUUUUUGUAUUUUUUUAAAAAUAAGAUUCAACACUUUAAAAAUGCUUCAUUUGGUGAUAACAGCUCUCAUUUGAAAACCAAGUGUUCCAUGAUGAAAUGAAUUAAUUGGAAAUAUAAACGUGCUCCGUUCAUUGAUGUAAAAAUUGCUUAACGCUUUAAAUAAUACAUUUUAAAAGCUUGCUUUCAUAAUUGUCAUUGAAACGUCUCUCGAUAUUCAUUUUGAGCCAAACUGCAUUCAUUGUAGUGGGUCUAUUUCUUUCAAAUAUGCCGGUUGGUAUCUAACUACAAUUAAAUUCAACCACAACUUUUGAAAGCGCUUAUGGAAUCAAAAAAUUAUUAUAAAAAUUUUACAAUAGUGAAUGUCUAGACUAGGAAUUCGAAAUAAUGUCUCACCUGAUUGCCCAAUUUCUCCAAUUGAAGCAGGUUUAAAUGUGUUUACAAUUGCUAUUUAUAUAUCACUAUUAUUACUGUUACUACUUUCAAAUAAAAUACAAGAGAAAAAAGAAAAAAUAGCUUCACUCCAAAAGACAAUGAGUAAUAUGUAUAUUGUUAAUGUUAAUAAUAUUGAAGUGUAAAUAUUGUAUAAAUUAUGUUUCACCCUGUGUGUCUUGUUAAAAUACUCUAUUCGUUCAUUGUAAGUAAUUUUAUUAUAAUAUUUUGUCACACAAUAUUUUCCAUUUGAAAUGAUUGAAUGAUAAACGACGUGGUUAUGUUUAGUAUAUUUUUGUCACUUAGACCAUGGCUGCUCAUUGAGUGUUCUUAUCACUUGUUAGUUGUUUGUAGGAUUAUAAUAAAUAAAAUGAAUCGUAAUUGAUAAUAUUCAAUGAUUAUUAUUAACUGUUGAUAUCAAAAAAAUAAAAAAGUAUAUAAAUAUUCAUUAUUGAAUAACAUGUUGAAGAUUUAUAAGAUAGUCUAUAUUGCAUUAUUGUUGCUUAUUAUUUCAAAUAUAUUUGAAUUUAUCUAUCAAUAAUAAUAAUUGGUGUUUAUUUUGAAAUAGUAUAUUUGUUGUUAAGUUUCUCAUAUUAUUCUAUUUGAUUUUAUUAAUUAUUAUUAGUAAUUGAAUUUAAAGUUAUAAUGUAGAUUGCUUUUGAAACAUGUUUAAACUAUUUAUAUUUAAAUUGAUAAUACAUUGCCAAGAAGUGUCUUCAUUUCAAUGAUAGAUUUCUCAUUCUGACUUAAAUAAUUAUUGUAAUUUCAAUGGCAGGAGAUAGGCUACUUAUUAAUAUCUAUCUUAUUCCAAAUGAGAAACUCAGAUUUAAAGAGAACAUUUUUUUAAUCUCUUAAUAAAUCUGCAAUAGAAGCUAAAAGUUGUUCACUUGUGGUUCCAAUCAGUUGUUUCUGAUCUAGGCCUAUUGCAGUUCAUGCACAAUUUUAAUUAUUUCAAACGGCUUACAUUUAUGUAGUAACUUUCUUUAUAGACUUUAAAAAUAUAUGUUGGCUUUCAAGAUUUGAAAAGUAGAACGAUCUUCAUCCAAAGAUAUACUAAAAAAUUGUUUGCACUUCCAAAUCCCCCUAGUCAUCCUAGAUUGGAAUUACAAUAAUUAACAUUUUGGUAAAAUCACCUCAUCACAACAAUUCUAAAUCAUGAUUGGCACUUAUUCAAUAGCAUUUUACUACUAUGUAGGCUAAUAAUGAAUUGUUUCUAAAAGAUAAACAUAAAACGUGAAUUUAAUAUGAAUCAAAUAAUGCUUAUAAUCAAAGAACACUGUUUCUACAAACUCUCAUAAGCUGUGCUUUUAAUUACAAGAACAUUGUUUAAUGAAAGAUGAAUGUUUUAUAAUUAAGAGAAAAAACAUUUAUUUGUAUGAUCAAUCAAAAUGAUUAUUGAAUGAAGUGAAAUUGUUUGAUAUUGUUUGUGAACAAUUUUGUAUUUUAUAAACAUGCACCCGAAAAUAUAAGUUUUUCAAUUGAA